Arabis nemorensis is the source of this 756-nucleotide messenger RNA. Lineage: Eukaryota; Viridiplantae; Streptophyta; Magnoliopsida; Brassicales; Brassicaceae. The record is from the annotation of a GenBank genome assembly.
AUGGCUAAAUUCCUCCUUCUCUGUUGCCUCUUCGCGGCGGCGCUGACGUCAUCAUUGACGGAGGCCGGCGACAAUAACGGAGUUUACUCGCCUUGUUCAGAUUCUACCGUAGCGAUCGGCGAUGGAUUCACUUUCGGCAUUGCUUUCGCGGCGAGAGAUUCUUUCUUUGGUACAAAUCGUUCGUUCCCCUGCGAUCAUCGCCGCCUCUCGCUCAACGGUAACUCUGAACUCGCCGUAUUCAGACCUAAAGUCGAUGAGAUCACCCUACUCACCAUCAACACCUCCUCAGGUUCCUCCAGUUUCCGUCCGGUUCGUUCUCAUCUCCUGAUCUGUCUUGGAUGCUUCAAAGGGAAUAUGGUAGCAUUCCCUGGUGCAAAAUACGCGGCAAGAUCAGUCCCAGUUAUGGUUGCAGACAGCAAUCACAUCGUGACAAGCUUCACCCUUGUUCUUGAGUUCCAGAAGGGCAGGCUUGAGAACUUGUUCUGGAAGAAAGGCGGAUGCUCCAAAUGUUCUGGAGAUGAUAAAUUCGUGUGUCUGAACAAAGAAGAAUGUGCAAUCAAAACACAAAACUGCAAGAACCAAGGUGGAAAAGUAGAUUGCAGCUUGGGGAUCCAGUUGGCGUUUUCAGGCACGGACAGGCACUACACCGCGUUGAAUUCAUGGUACGAGGUUGCAAAUCUGAAGCAGUACUCGCUUUACGGCCUCUACUCGAAUCUAAAGGAUUCAAUAAGCAACCCAUUUAAAAACUUCUUCUGA